GUGCGGCCUGCGCUAUUUUAGGGCCGCGUUUCUUAGUAAGAGUGACGCAUUUUCCAGCUCCAGGAAGCUGAGGCGGAGGAGGGUGGAGGAAAAGAAAGAAAGGAGGCCAAGAAAGAAACGCGAGGCUGCUCGAAGCUCCAGGGGAGAUUCCUGAUUGCUCUCGCCAAGCGCUCUCCUCCCUUCCCCCGGCUCCUCCCCAGGAAAGUCCGGCUCCACUUUCGCAGGGGAAGGGGUGGGGGAGGGAGGGAGCGAGCGCCGGGUUGGGCUGAGUUGAGAGAGGGCGGCCUGCUAUUAUUAGGAAAGAGGCGCCCGCAGUAAACGUGGCUGCUAAGCGGCUUCAGCUCAGGAAAGGAGGGAGGGACGGACAGGCUGGGACGCUUCGCUCAUAGACUUAUAUGGUUUGGCCCCCAUACGCUGCUCUCCGGCCGGCUGGGCUUUUCCUGAAGGCAUCUCGACCGGUCAGCAAUGUCUCUGGAGGACCCGUUCUUCGUGGUGAAAGGGGAAGUUCAGAAAGCCGUAAAUGCAGCACGUGGGCUCUAUCAGCGCUGGUGUCAGCUGCUGCAGGAGACGCAGGUCAUCAGCAAAGAGGAAUUUGACUGGACUACUAAUGAACUACGCAACAGCUUGCGCAGCAUCGACUGGGACCUGGAGGACCUGGAGGAAACCAUAUGCAUUGUGGAGUCAAACCCACGCAAGUUCAAAAUUGAGCCCUCUGAGGUUGCCACCCGGCGCACUUUUGUCACAGAGAUGCGGGAAUCAGUCAGGGAAAUGCGAGAUCACAUAUCCAGUCCAGCAGCACAGGCCUUUGCAGAGAGGAAAAACAGAGAGUUGCUGGUGGGGAGCAGGGAACACUAUGGGAUGCUGGAUGCAGAGGAACUAUCAACAGCUAAUUCACAUACUCUGGAAGAGCAGCAGUUGCAUCAGAAGCUGAUCAUUGAGGAGCAGGAUGAGCAGCUGGAGCUCGUCUCUGGCAGCAUCCGAGUGUUGAAGCACAUGUCGAGUCGGGUCGGAGAAGAGCUGGAUGAGCAGACUGUGAUGCUGGAAGACUUUGCCCACGAGAUGGACAGCACUCACAGCCGCAUGGAUGGCGUGCUCAAAAAAAUGACCAGAGUCUCCCAUAUGGCAAGUGAACGGCGUCAGUGGUGCAUCAUCGGCCUGUUGCUCAUUGUCAUGGUGGUAGUGCUGGUUCUUAUCUUUGCUCUGUGAUCAAACGGCAGAACGGACAUGGGGGAAGGGUGGCAUGGAACCAAUCCCAUACCUGUUGAGUGGAACACCGGGGCCUUGUAUCCUGUGUGGGAUCAGUGCGAAGCUUUCUCCAAAGGUGAAAAGGAAGCAAGUCCAUUUAAUCAGGUGGAAUGAUGGAUUUCCAAAUGGGCUGCUCUCCCUUGCAGUCAGACUUUGCUCCUAAUUGUUUAAGGCUGCAGUUUUGUGAAAAAGGAGGACUGGGUUCUGGAGGUUAGGAAAUUUGUGCCAUGUCCCCCUUUUGUGUGCGCCAAGGUGAAAUUAUAGACAGACAGAUGUGCCUGUUAAAUGUGGAAGCCAUAUUGCAUAUGCGGUUUGUUACCCAUUUUGCAAGUAGAUGCAGCAGCGUCAGUUUCCUUCCCCCCACUGAGUAGCCUUUUCCUCUCAUCUCCAGCAGCCAAAGAGGAAGAACACAGUCCCAGCUGACUAUUCUUGCUGCCAUUAUAGGUUCUUAUUCUUCAUGCCACCUCUGAACGGGCGCAAGAUUGCUGCACAUUUAAUGUGCCUGCUGAAGAAGCACAAUUGACUAAGCCAUCGGUUGUGUUUUACCUCAGCUAGUAGCAGAUGGAUACUGUGAAUAGACGGGGUAGGACAAAGGCCUUGCUUCCUUUUUAAAGGGCAAAAUUGCUCAGAGUUGAGAACAGGCCAAAGCCAUCUCACUGCAUUAAGUGCCAAGAACGGGAUUUUGCUUUGUGGAACUGGCAACAUCACCCCAAAGCUCCUUCUCUUACCGUGAGGCCAGCCGUCCAACAGAAACAGGGAGCAAAAUGUCAGAAUCUCAUCACCCAAAUCCCUCAGGCCUCAGUGCUGUGCUUCAGGUUGCAAGUGGUGCCAAUACUUCUGGGGUGCUGCCAAGCACUUCAAGAAAACUGGUUUCCAGACACCCAGUCAGCUCAAUCCCUUUCAGUUAUAUGGUAAACAAACCUUCUCCCCUUAGGUCUAAAUCCCUGCCAAGGACACACUAUGCUGAUAUAAAGAGGCUAC
Messenger RNA from Podarcis raffonei (Aeolian wall lizard), 2226 nucleotides. RefSeq names its product syntaxin 10 (gene STX10). The record is from RefSeq and is a predicted model, not a curated record. The transcript has 8 exons. Gene Ontology annotation, molecular function: SNARE binding; SNAP receptor activity. Gene Ontology annotation, biological process: Golgi vesicle transport; intracellular protein transport; vesicle fusion. Gene Ontology annotation, cellular component: endomembrane system; SNARE complex; synaptic vesicle membrane. Lineage: Eukaryota; Metazoa; Chordata; Lepidosauria; Squamata; Lacertidae. Bases 466 to 1206 code for a protein of 246 amino acids.